CAAUCACUCAGAAAACGCGACAGGAUCACAAGAGAGGCGGCCCAAUGGAUGUGGAUGGCCACCCAUGACGCAUACAUGAUAGGGACGAAGUGGCUGAGACCAAACAUGUCACCCGAACAAAGAGAUCGCGCGACAUGCAAGAAGUGCGGAUCGAUCGAAACAAUGGAUCACAUACUUUUCGAGUGCGAAGCGAAAGGAAGAAAGGAAAUCUGGAAACUUCUUGAUAAAGCCUGGAGAGCAUCCGGUGGCCGACGACUGAAGCCAUCGUGGGGGACGAUAAUAGCAGCAGGAAAUGCGGAGAUCAAGAUGAGAAACGGAAAGAAGAACCAUGAUGCAGAGAAGAGAUGGGCGAUACUGAUAUCCGAGUCGGCGUACUUGGUGUGGAAACUGAGAUGUGAGAGAGUCAUUGCGAACAACGGAGACGAGUUCAGUAACAAAGAGAUAGAAAACAGGUGGUACGCCACAAUAGAUAGACGCUUGACGUUAGACAGGCGCGUAGCGACCCUAACAGAAAGCGAGAAGAAAAGAAAAGCUAUGAUUGCAUCAGUCGAACGGGUCUGGGGUACAUUAAUAGACGAUAGCGAGAGCCUGAGGCAUGACUGGGUAACAAAUAGAGGGGUUUUAGUGGGUAUUAAAAGAGGUCGCUAG
Epithele typhae is the source of this 648-nucleotide messenger RNA. RefSeq lists its product as uncharacterized. The annotation marks the transcript as partial. The transcript has a single exon. NCBI's taxonomy places the organism in Eukaryota, Fungi, Basidiomycota, Agaricomycetes, Polyporales, Epitheliaceae. The record is from RefSeq and is a predicted model, not a curated record.